Rhineura floridana is the source of this 3826-nucleotide messenger RNA. It is a transcript of the gene SLC38A4, whose product is annotated as solute carrier family 38 member 4. Gene Ontology annotation, biological process: amino acid transmembrane transport. NCBI's taxonomy places the organism in Eukaryota, Metazoa, Chordata, Lepidosauria, Squamata, Rhineuridae. The record is from RefSeq and is a predicted model, not a curated record. Gene Ontology annotation, molecular function: amino acid transmembrane transporter activity. The transcript has 16 exons. The coding region runs from base 478 to 2124 and encodes 548 amino acids.
UUCUUUUUAGGUAGUUUUUCCUGAUAAGCUUCUAACUUUAUUCCAGGUUGCAUGUAACUUUCAAUAAUGCUUACUGCUCCUUUUAGUUAAGAUACAGAUUUUGAACAUGUAUUGAGGCAUAACACAUUGUCAUUCUGCUUGCCAGAGGACAAAAUAGCUGGUGUUAUGCCACUAGCAUGACAGAGAAAACAUAAUUUUGUAUUGCUUUAAUCGGAGUUCCUUAUAUCUCGGGAAUUGCCUCCCCUGGAAAGUUAGCCUGACUAGCUUCUUCUGACCUAAUGCCAGAUUAGGUGAUCACUCUCACACAGAGACUGAAGUGAUCACACUGAAAGCCAUAUGCAGUCCAUCUGCCUCUGAACAGAGUGUUCUGAGAGUCAACAUAUUGUGAAGGCAGAACCUUUAGAGCAGAAAGUACAGUUCUGUUGACACUGAAGACGCCUCAGGGGGGUUGCGUCCCGGAAAUUGCUGACAGCUCAAAUGGAUCGCAUGGAACUGAAAAAAGUCAACAUAGAACUUGAUGAGGAGAGCAACAGUGGUGACAGCACUGAAGACACCUACACCGAUAUGGGAGAUCCAGAAAAGGCUACUAUUAGCAGUCACUUUGUUGGUGAUGAUGCAGAAAGUCAGAAGUUCCUUACCAAUGGCUUUCUGGGCAAAAAGAAAAUGGAAAAUUACACGGAAGAAUAUAAUCCAGGAAAUAUUUCGUUUGGAAUGUCAGCAUUUAAUCUGAGCAAUGCCAUCAUGGGCAGUGGAAUCUUAGGGUUGUCCUAUGCCAUGGCCAACACUGGAAUCAUACUUUUUAUAAUCUUACUGUUCAGCAUAGCCAUAAUGUCUCUCUAUUCGGUUCACCUGUUACUGAAGACGUCCAAAGAAGGAGGCUCACUAAUAUAUGAAAAAUUAGGUGAAAAGGCAUUUGGAUGGCCUGGGAAAAUGGGUGCUUUUGUUUCUCUUACAAUGCAGAACAUUGGAGCAAUGUCAAGCUACCUCUUUAUUAUUAAGUAUGAACUUCCAGAAGUAAUCAGAGCAUUUCUAGGGCUUGAAGAGAAUUCUGGGGAAUGGUAUCUCAACGGUAACUACCUCGUGAUAUUUGUCAGCAUUGGAGUGAUUCUUCCACUUUCACUUCUAAAGAAUUUAGGGUAUCUUGGUUAUACAAGUGGAUUUUCACUUACCUGCAUGGUAUUCUUUCUAAGCGUGGUGAUCUACAAGAAAUCCCAAAUACCAUGCCCUCUCCUGGUUUUGGGCAAUGAUGCUGGCAACUUGUCCUCCAACAGCACCACAUCUCCAUUGCAUGUAGUGAUGCUACCAAAUGAUUCUGCCAAUGUAGGAGUCAACUUCAUGUUGGACAGCACCUACAAGCAGUAUUCCGGUUUUGAAGAAACCCGAGACAAGCUGCAUCAAAGUGGAGUAGAAUAUGAAGCUCAUGGAGAGAAAGAUGACAAGUGCUCCCCGAAGUAUUUUGUGUUUAACUCUCGAACUGCCUAUACAAUACCCAUCCUGGCCUUUGCAUUCGUGUGCCACCCUGAAGUGCUACCCAUAUACAGUGAACUUAAAAAUCGGUCACGAAAACGGAUGCAAAGCGUUUCCAAUGUCUCCAUCACUGGGAUGCUUGUCAUGUACCUCCUGGCUGCUUUGUUUGGCUACCUUACCUUCUAUGACGAAGUUGAAGAUGAGCUGCUUCAUACCUACACCAAAGUGUACACUUUUGAUGCCUUGCUUCUGAUGGUUCGCUUUGCAGUGCUUGUGGCUGUGACCCUAACUGUGCCAAUAGUCUUGUUCCCUAUUCGUACCUCUGUUACUACACUUUUGUUCCCCAGAAGGCCUUUCAGCUGGAUAAGACAUGUCCUGAUUGCUGCAGUAAUCCUUGCCUUUAAUAACAUCUUAGUCAUUUUUGUCCCUACCAUUAGAGACAUCUUUGGAUUCAUAGGUGCUUCUGCCGCAACGAUGCUCAUCUUUAUUCUUCCCGCUGCCUUUUAUCUCCGGAUUGUCAAGAAAGAGCCUUUCAGGUCACCUCAGAAGAUUGGGGCCCUGAUUUUCCUCAUUAUUGGCAUCAUCUUUAUGAUUGGGAGCAUGACGCUUAUUCUCCUGGACUGGAUUUACAACUCUUCAGGUUCCAAAAAGCAUUAAUCUGGAAGAAAACAGAAAAUGUGUGUUUUUCUUUUGUAUUGGAAAUGGUGGAAUGCUAUCAUCAUCAUAAAAAAAAAAAAGACUUUUGCCACAUAGAAGGGGACAUUACUUCUAGUCAAUAACUGCAAGAUUCCAAAGACUUUUUACUAGUAUUGCCGCUAGGAGAAACCGAUGGAAUAUUAAAACACCCUUUAAUAAGGGAUAGUUAUUUAUGCAUCAAAGCCUGUGCCAAACUUUUCGGGACCAGGUUAGGAAAAUAAUGUGUAUAUAGUCCUCAAAACAGACUGUUACUGUUAUUGUUGUUCUGAUAACUACAGUUUCUGGAAUAUGGAGACCAUGUAGUAGUUUAUGGUUACCUUGUGCCUUUUAAAAUUGUCUGUGGGUAUAGUUUAUUAUAUAAUAUAUUGUACCCUAUUUCAAGAGAGAGGUUGGAAUAUUUAUAAGUUGUUCAAAAGCUAAGAUCAUCAACAUCUAGUACAGCUGCCAAAACUUUGUGUGUGUGUGUAUAUAUAUAUGUAUGUAUGUAUAGUGUACGUACAUAGAUACAGAAGAGAAAAUAAAGGAAACAAUUGUUUUAAACGGUUGUCCAUAAAAUUUACAAGUCCAGUUGUAAACACCAACUCUUUGUAAGUAUUUUUCUUACUAAGCAAUAAAUUAUAUUAAAGGAUGACCACAGAAGUGCUCCCCAUUAAAGGUGCACAGGCAUGAUAAAUUCUUGGUCAUAACUUUUAACAAUCUUUGCCUGUUACAAAAAUUGGCUGCCACUGGUUUCUGGGCAAUUUAACUGUCCCAUCUCUCUUGCAGUUACUGUCUGUCUAGAAAAAACCUCUAGCCAUGCCAAUAAAAUUGUUUCUUGCCUUAGGUAGCCUUCAAAAAUUUUCCAGUUGGCAGUGAUGCUAUGGUUAUAAUCAUUAUGCUGAGAGUCUCUAUGCUCCUGUCAGAUGUGCCUGAUGACCACUGUGUGAAGAGUGGAAUCCUUAACAUGAUUAUGACAAUCCCAUAACAAGCACAUCAGUGUAACCAGAAUGCAUUUACUAGGAAGGCUGGUUUUGGUGGGAUCCGCAUGGUGAACAAAACGUUAUAUAUACACCAGCCUGAAGCCUGAUCCUGCACAAAUAACUGUGUUUUGAUCUAAGACAUUGAACAAGCUGGAUCUCUGUUAGUACUUUGUCUGGGAAACACAAGCAGGAGAGGGCUGUUGCACUCAUGUUCUGCUUUUGGCUUCCCGUUGGCAUCUGGUUGGCCACUGUGUUACCAGAAUACUGUUUGGGGCCUUUAGUCUGAUCUAGUAGGACUCCUCUUAAGUUCUUAUGUCUUCCACUAUAACUCAGAUGGAUGUAAGGAGAUCACAAGGAAUGUGAAAGCACACUUACCAGUAUUGUUAAAUGCAUUUUUAUGUGAUAAAUGGUCAGUGCAGGAAACUGUGAUCAUUGUAUGUACUAUAUAAAUAUUUAUGUAUAUAACCUUAUUUGUCAUCAAAUGUUGCUGUAUGAUACGAUGUUUUGAUUUUUAUAUAUCUAUUUGUGUAGUUGUUUUCAUAGUCACGAACUUUAUACCAUUUUGAAAAAGGGAAAGGUUCUUCUGGUGGACUGUAAGAUUUUCACUUUGUCUUUGAAAGCCCAAGGAGAAUAAGACAGUCAAAUGUUACUAAAUGGAUUACAAUAAACUUCAAGAAUUCAGGAUUACUACCUGCUUUUGUCAA